GUAUGUGUGUGUUUGUACAGUGAAUGUAUGUGUAGUAUGUGUAUAUGUGUGUUUGUACAGUGAAUGUAUAUGUACAGUAUGUGUAUAUGUAUGUUUUUACAGUGAAUGUAUAUGUACAGUAUGUGUAUAACCCAUCCCACAAACAGUAGGUGUGGUGCCCAGGGAACCAGGGGCCACCGCCCCCACGCAGCCAAGCCGGACAGCGACAGGAACCCCAGAGUCUGGCCCACCGCGCCGCCCACAAGGGCCAGCAGCAGGCCGCAGACAGACGCACCCGGCAGAGGACAAGGCACGAGAAAAACAGGGGGAAGCCAGACCCCAAGCCAGCGAGAGACCACACCCCACACGGACAGAAAGGCCCGGAGACCCCCCGCAACCGGACGGGAAGACCGCCCCCGCCCCACCGGCAACAGGGCCCCCACGAGCCCCCCCCCCACCCCCGGAGAGCGCGGCGAGGCCAGCCCACGGCCACCCCACCCAAGCCGGCCGCCACAGGACCACCCAGCACGGGGCCACAGGAACCACCCACCCCACCCGCAGGGACCCCAACGAUGGAGAUGGAACAACCAGCAACCGCCCCGCCGAGUCCCCCCCCCUGAGGUAGGGGAAUAAAUAAAUAAAAUAAAUAAAUACAUAAUAAUAAUAAUAAUAAUAAUAAUAUUAAUAAAAUAUAUUUUUUUAAAAAAGGGGAAAAAAAUAAAUAAAUAAAUAAUUAAAUCUAUUUAUAAAAAAAAAAUAAUAAUAAAUAAAUAAAAAAAGAAUUAAAAGAAGAUCACAGACAUGCUGACACACAAGGUCGCUACCCCAACAACUGGCCGACUCGCAGCACCUCGGAAUACCCUGCAGCACCAAGCCACCACAGUAGACGCAGGGACCAGACCCAGCAGGCCCCAACCAAGACGGCCACCCGGAAGGGAUGGACGGCGGGACCCAGGAGCUCCAGACACGCAGUCCGGAUGCAGUAGCCUGAGGCGCCGACCCCCACCCGACAGGCAGGCCCAGAACGUACCCCCAGAAAUAUACAUACAUAUAUAUAUACAUACACAUAAACAUACACAUGUACACAUACACACACAUACACAUGCAUACACAUACACAUAUAUAUAUACAUACAUACAUACAUACAUACACACACACACACACACAUACACAUACAUAUACACAGUUUGUCAGCCCCGACAACCACCACGCGCGCGCGCUGCCACCAGUCACAACAUCAGCCACCCCCCUGCACCAGACCCAGCAGCCACGGGCGCCCACACCACAAACAAACGGCAGCAGAAACAGCAGCCACAACACCCACAGACAGCCAGCACCACCCAAUCAAAUCAAAGCGAUCAAAAAAAAAACGCGACCGGCAACCACACGCCAACAGGAUCACAGAUACCAGCCAGCGCCAGCCCGCCAGCAAGCCCAAACGCCAACACGCAAACAAGAGACACCAACACCCCCCCCCCCCCCGCCAAAAGACCCCACCACCCCAACCCAAACCCGCACAAACACACCACCGCCCAAACAACCGAGACACAGCAUCCAGACCAGACACGGGCGCCGCGCCGCCACCACAUCAAGUCGCCAACAGAGACCCCACAGCGCAAGGUCGGGCCACACGGGCACGGACCCCACCCAACAGGAAGCGAGACCCGCGCGACGCCACACACAAAUAAAUAUAAGAUUAAACAAAAAUAACAAUAAUUUAAAAAAAAUAAAUAAAAAAUAAAAAAUAAUAAUAAAAUGAAAUACAAAUUAAAUUAAAAAUAACAAAUACAAAUAAUAAAAUAAAAUAAAGUAAGUAAAUAAUAAAAAUUAUUUUAAAAAAAAUAAAAUAAAAUAAAAAUAAAUAAAUAUAUAUAUAUAUACAUAUAUACAUACACAUACAUACAUAUACACAUAUACAUAUUUGGAAUAUACUUAACUUGUUUAUUAUUUCCUAUCAAAGUAUUGUCUUGAUACUAUUUAUAUUUUAAUUAUUAAAAAGCAGAAAGUCAGAGUCAGUGAUACUUUGUCAGGAAAGGUACUUCUACAUGUCCUCUUGUGUAUUUUGUACACAAAUGUGUCAGAGUACAUAUGACAACAGGACACUAAUCAAAUAUGAUAGUUUGUUAAGUAGAUAUGUAGUCACGGGUGUCAGCUGUCGGGUGCUAGUUUGUUUACAUGGACGGGUCCUCGCAAGAUGCAAAGUUGAAUCAUGAAAUACAACCUUACCCCAGAAACAACGAUGCAUAUUUAACCCAGAGAGUCUUGAUAUCAAUGUCCUGGACCCUGACACACACCAAGAAGUUGUAGACCUUCAUGCUUUUUCAACUUUCAUCUGUUUUGUGGUGUAAAAUGAUGUCUGGAGCACCAUAGUUCCAUAUGUCUGGGAACUCCACCAACGUAUAAUCCUUGAUAUCACUCCACUAACCUUGAUAUCACUCCACUAAUCUAACCCCAAAGAUCUAUUCCAUUGCAUAACUCUCUGCUUUUUGCAGGAAGACGUAGGCCGCUUGCGUACUCUGAUAGUUAGUUCAAAACUGUUUUGCAGCAUAUUCCAAAAACCACUGGAGGGUUGUCAAAUAGAUGAUCUUUGACUUGCUUUCUUGCAGUAGGACUUUUCCAUGCCACAAAAUAUGCCUGUUGUACAGAAUAUCUUGAACCAGUCUUGAACACAUUGCUUGUGUUUACACUCAAGACAAAAGCAUUGGUCAAGUAAACCUCUUUAAAAUGGAACUGAACUUUGUUUGCCCGUCUUUCACAAUCCUUCAGACAAAAAGACGAGAGUAUGUUUUUCA
Molecule: messenger RNA, 2771 nt
Organism: Entelurus aequoreus (snake pipefish)
Lineage: Eukaryota; Metazoa; Chordata; Actinopteri; Syngnathiformes; Syngnathidae
Product: mucin-2-like
Exons: 2
Coding region: 781-1689 (302 amino acids)
Source: RefSeq, a predicted model, not a curated record